This is a messenger RNA of Durusdinium trenchii, 5196 nucleotides long. The record is from the annotation of a GenBank genome assembly. Lineage: Eukaryota; Dinophyceae; Suessiales; Symbiodiniaceae.
AGGCGUUGAAUGUGGCGGGGUCUUGGCUCCUCCGUGGAAGCCCCAUUCUUCGUGUUGCCGUUGUUGGUGAUGCACGCGACCCUCUCCACCACGAGCAAGGAGGUCGAGGUGCCAAAGAAAGAGCGCAAGACGAUGCGGAAGUCACCCUCGAUGACCUCGUUGGAGCUUCUGUUCCCAGAGUUGGAGUCCACCGCCUCGCAAGUCAGCGACCUCUUGGUUGAAGCGCAACAGGCGGACCAAUCCUCGGUCUUCAGACGCCAGGUCAGUGGAGAUCAAGAUGAUGAGGAGGAUUGGCAAUUUGGGGUUGCACUCCAUCAGAUUCCAAUGUAUCAGCUCCAACGCUUGUCCAAGAACCUCUCCAAAGAACUGCAACGCGCGCGCAGUGGGUCCUUUGGUUCCAGUGGGGACCUGGCGGGCAUGGCACAGUCGGGCUCGGAAGAAAAUUUGAAGAAACUCCGCGAGGCCUCAAAGUUAAAGUCCAAACAAAAAGAGCGAUCAAAGAAGAAAACGCCUCUGGAUACCAUCUUGAACAUCAUUGGCUGGCCAGCCCGGUACCUUUUCCGAGAGAUGUGGCUAUGGACGGAACGAGAUUUGGCGCUGUACGCGGUGGUGGGACUUUUCCUUCUGGAGGUCUAUGUUGGCACACAGUAUUUUGCCUGGUCGCCAGUUUGCCUCCUCUAUCCCAUCCUUUCAAGCUCUUCAGGCUCCCGCAAGGCGCAAGAGCUCCAAGACGAGCUGGUGAUGAUCUUCGCGCCGGAGUAUCGCUUCUGGCGUCGUGUAAAUAUUCCCGUGUCCAUCCAGGUUUUGGUGUGCCACAACAUGUCGAUUUAUCUUCUGAUCGUCCUGGCCUUUUCGCCGGGCGGAAGGGAUUUGUACGUGGGGAAGGUUCCGUGUUGGCAAACCUAUGUUUGGGCCUUACUGCUCUUGGUCUUUUCAAUCCUGGGCAUGAUUGGCACCAACUUGGUUUGGGCGUGUGGAUCGAUCCGAAUGAGUUUGAAGCGGAAGGUCUUCUUGAUGAUUUGCCAAUCCAUUGCGAAUCAGGGGUCGAUCUUUCGCUGGAGCCGCGAUCAACGAUGUCAUUUGAAAAACAAAGGUACAGAUGCCGAUCCCUAUGACCCCAAUCGUGGCUUUCUUUAUCGAUACAUUGGCUGGUUCUUGAUGCACAAGACGCCCAAGAUGAUCGAGGCCACACGCUCGGUGGAUGUCUCGGAUCUCCUUUCAGAUCAGGUGGUCAUGUUCCAAGCAGAUGUUGAUUCCUGGUGGAACCUCUCCCUGGGUCACGCCAUCCCUGCUUUCGUCACCUUGCUGUGGGGCGAGGAGCUCUUCCUCGGCUGGAUCAUUGCCGGAUGCUUCAGGUCAGUAUUGGCUUUACAUAUCAACCUGACCUUGCUUCGGCUCCAAAACUUAUGGGCCCCACAGACCGUGACCUUCACGGGCGCAGACUCCUCGGAGGAAGAGGAGGCUCAGGAGGGCCGCAGCAGUGCACGCCAGGGCGCACAGGCGGAGCAGAGCCGCCGCCAGGGCGCCGCGCACCAGCCGGCGAUCUUGCGCUCGGCUUCCAUUGCCGAUGCCCAAAAGCUCAUAGAAGAGUCCAAGGAGGGUCCGGUUCCCCUCCCGGACAGCUCGGGCAGCGCCGAUGAUGGCGGGGGAGUCUUCGUGAAGUACAAGGUGAAUGAGACCAGCGGAGGUGACUCCUCGGUGGAGGUGCGGCUGGAGCCGCUGUGGCGCCGCAGCACACUGGUGGAUUUAGCGAAGGAUGCCGUCGCUGACAUCCUGCAGGUGCCUGCGGUCAACGUGAAGCCCGACCGGCCCCUGAUGGAUUUGGGUUUCGACUCAGCUGGCGCCCUCCGGUUGCGGAACAAGCUCGCCAGGCGCUUGAAAAUUGAGCUUCCUCCCACGCUGCUCUUCGAUCAUCCCACCAUCAAUGACAUGGUGGAUAACGGCCUGGCUCUCCUCUCCAAGCGCCCGAUGACCCCCGUGGGCGACAACCUUCCCAUCACGGGCGCGGCCCAUCCUGCGCCGGCAGCACAGCACGUGAUGGUUUCAACAUCCUGUCACUUGCCUGGUGGUGCAGAUAGCUUGAAAGGCUAUUGGUCCUUGCUGGCGGAGAAGCGCGAUGCAGUGGUGGAAGUGCCCUUGGCUCGCUGGGAUCAUGAGCUUUACUAUUCUAAAGAGCCUCAGAAGGGCAAGACCUAUGCUCGGCACGGCGGCUUCGUGGAGGGCACCGACCUCUUCGACGUGAGCUACUUCAACUUGGGCACUGCCGAGGCCAAAACCACAGAUCCGCAGCAGCGGAUGCUGCUCACCGCUGCCUAUGAUGCUCUGCAUGGGGAUGGGUAUGACAAAGCACUGCUGCAGAACAACCCUUUGGGCGUCUUCACUGCUUUGAGCAACCUGGACUGGUACCAGCUGGUGGUGCCUGACGCUGGCGUCUACACGGGCCCCGGGGUCUCCAGUGCAAUCGCCGCCAACCGCAUCAGCUAUGUUUUCGGCCUCAAGGGCCCCAGUAUGACCAUCGAUACGGCCUGUUCCUCAUCCCUGUCAGCGCUCCAUGCAGCCCUCCGCUCCAUGGAGGCACGAAAGAAUGUUGCAAGCGCCGCCUCGCGCGGUGCCUUGCUGAACGCUGCGGAGGUGCUGCAUGGCCCGAGCAGCUUCGUCCUGCGCUCCGUUGCAGGGAUGCUCUCGCCGGAUGGGCGCUGCAAGACCUUCGACGCCACAGCGGAUGGCUACAUCCGUGGCGAGGGUGCAGGCGCCAUGUUGCUGAAGCCUGCGGAGAGCGCAGAGGAGGGAAGGUGCCUGCGCCUCGCAGAGGUUCGCGCAGUAGUGAUGAACCAAGAUGGCAAGAGCGCCACCCUCACCGCACCCAACGGACCUAGCCAAGAGGAGCUCCUGGUGAUGGCUCUCAGGGAGGCUCAUUUUCCGGCCUCGGCGCUGAACGCCUUGGAGUGCCACGGCACGGGCACCGCCCUGGGCGACCCCAUCGAGGUUGGUGCCAUCAAAGCGGCCUUGGGGCGGCAGGAAGAAGGAAGCCCACAGCUCUACUUGGCAGCUGGAAAAUCGAAUCACGGACACUUGGAAGGCGCUGCAGGCUUUGCUGGCCUGAUGAAGGUGGCAGCCUGCCUCCAGCGCCACGAAGUCCCACCGAACAUUCACUUCCAGGAGUUGAAUCCACAUAUCUCCCUGAGCUCUUCGCGCUUGGAGAUGCCCUUGAGUGUGUCGGAGUUGACGUCCUCUCAGGCCCCGGCCAUGGGCGUCUCUUCCUUCGGCUUCGGAGGCACCAACACCCACGAGGCACCGGUGGAGCCGGAGUACCCGAAGAAGGUUGCUUUCCUCUUCACAGGCCAGGGCAGCCAGUUGCCAGAGAUGGGCUUGAAACUUUACAAGUGCGACGAAACGUUCAAGGCAGCCUUAGACCGCUGUGCCCAGCUGUUGGAGGGCCAUCCCUUGUUGGAGCCCACCGGGGACCUUCGAGACAUUCUCUUUGCGGGUGGAGCAGAGGCCGCCUUGCGUUAUGAUCAGUCGACGUCUCUUUCACAGCUGGCCAUUUUUGCCAUUGAGUUUGCGCUGUCGGAGACCUGGAAGGCGCGUGGCCUGGAGCCCUACGCAGUGCUGGGCCACAGUGUUGGGGAGUACACGGCUGCAGUGGUGGCCGGCAGCAUGUCCUUGGAAGACGGCUUGCGAUUGGUAGCCAGGCGUGGUGAGCUGAUCGACCAGAAGUGUGACAUUGGUGUUGGGUCGAUGGCCUCGAUUUUCGCCAGCCGGGAGCAGGUGCAGAAGGCCUUGCAGGAGGUGCAGAAGGACCUGAAGGACCAGUGCGUGGUCAUUGCGGCCAUCAAUGGCCCAGCGCAGACGGUGGUCUCUGGACACAAAGGGGCUGUAAAGCUGGUUUGCGACAAGGUGGGUGCACAAAGCAAAGUGUUGAGCAUCCCUCACGCUAUGCACUCGCCCUUGAUGGCGCCUGUGCUGCCUGAGCUCCUGGAAGCCGCGAAGGGCUGCAAGUUGCAGCCACCUCGGAAAGAUGUGCACUUCAUCUCCAGUCUCUUGGGGAAGGAGGUCUCUAAGGAGCUUUGUGACCCUGCGUACUGGUUGGGUCAUGACGAGGCCAAGCCUAUGCUCUUUGUACAAGGGAUGUCGAAACUCCGACAGCUGGGCUGCGAUGCAUUCCUGGAGAUUGGCCCGCAGCCAGUGCUGGUGAAGAUGGGCCGCCGCUGCGUGGCGGAAGAGGAGAAGGACCAGGAGCAUUUGGAGAAGCUCCAGUGGCUUGCUAGCUUGCAGCCGGGACGUGAUGAGGUCGAGAGCAUCCUGAUUUGCACCCGCGCCUUGGGCGUGGCCUUCUCCCAACCCUCGGAGCUCACGAACCCGCAAUCACUGCCAUGGCGGCCACCGAUCCUGCACCCAUUGAAUGCCACAGCAUCCAAGUUUCUGCAGGAGAUGUCAAGGUUUGAGGAGAAGGCCAUGGGCCAGGCAAUGUCUUUGACCAUUGUUAUUCAAGACAUCGUGUCCAUCAAGCAGACCGGGUUCGUGCCACGAGGUCCAUGGUGGAUCGUUCCGCCUAUCUCACGAUUGCCUGGUUGCACAUCUCUCUUUGCAAUUGCCUGGAUAGCUGGAGAGAGGACUUGCCGGACUUCUCUCGCAGUGGGCGGACUUUGCCCAGCCGCCUAUGCGGCACGAGUUCAUCAGCCCAAAAGGCUCGGCCGGCCGGUGGAUGAGUUCCUCUUCGAGGCCAGCGAAGGCUGCACCGACCUGGAGGGUCAGCAGACGAUGCAGCUCUUCAAUCAGCACCAAGUCUUCGACCGUGUGGUGCUCCCUGGUGCCAGCCACCUGCUGCUGGCAGCUGCCGCACACCUGGAGCAGCUGGGCGGGCGCGCAGCGACCGCACUGGAGCUGACCGAUGCCAUUUUCGAGUGGCUUGUGACGGUUGAUGGGCAGGGGCUUCCCUUUGUGGUGGAGGCACCCUUGAAGGUGCAAUGCUAUGCCUCGCCUGAGCGCACCGAAGUGCUCAGCCGUCCUGCCGACGAUGACACCGCGGCGCCCACCGUGCAUGCACGCGUGGGCGGCGUGCGACCGGUCGCGCUGGAGAGGGAUGCCGAGAAGUUGCAGAAGUGGAGAGAGCUUUCUGCCGAUGGCAAGGCAAUCGAGAACCUUGAAGAUCUUUACAAAGCCUUCCAGGAAAUCGUAGAUGCACAACUCUUUUGA